CGCGGGGUCCGCUGCGACCGCACUGGGACGCUGCGCUGCGUGUUCGGUCUUGGGUCUCCCCUUGGGGAAACUGGACGGUCGCUCGGGCAAACCUGUCCCCGGCCAGGGUAGCGCACCGGAGGGGACCAUGGAGUUCACGGCCUCGCCCAAGCCCCAGCUCUCCUCCCGGGCCAACGCCUUCUCCAUCGCCGCGCUCAUGUCCAGCGGCGGCUCCAAAGAGAAGGAGGCCACGGAAAACACCAUCAAACCACUGGAACAAUUUGUUGAGAAGUCAUCCUGCACUCAGCCCCUGGGGGAUCUGACCAGCCUGGAUGCUCACGGGGAGUUUGGUGGCAAUGGUGGCAGCAGCCCACCAUCUUCGACUCUGUGUACGGAGCCACUUAUCCCCACUACCCCCAUCAUCCCCAGUGAGGAAAUGGCCAAAAUUGCCUGCAGUUUGGAGACCAAGGAACUCUGGGACAAAUUUCAUGAACUGGGCACAGAGAUGAUCAUUACCAAGUCCGGCAGGAGGAUGUUUCCUACCAUCCGGGUAUCCUUUUCGGGCGUGGAUCCGGAGGCCAAGUACAUUGUCCUGAUGGACAUCGUUCCCGUGGACAACAAGAGAUACCGCUAUGCCUACCACCGGUCUUCCUGGCUCGUGGCGGGCAAAGCAGACCCUCCCCUGCCAGCCAGACUGUAUGUACACCCAGAUUCUCCUUUCACUGGUGAGCAGCUACUCAAACAGAUGGUGUCUUUUGAGAAGGUGAAACUUACCAACAAUGAGCUGGAUCAGCACGGCCAUAUAAUUUUGAACUCAAUGCAUAAGUAUCAGCCACGGGUACACAUCAUUAAGAAGAAAGACCACACAGCCUCAUUGCUUAAUCUGAAGUCUGAAGAAUUCAGGACAUUCAUUUUUCCAGAGACAGUCUUUACUGCGGUGACUGCCUACCAGAAUCAGCUGAUAACCAAGCUGAAAAUAGAUAGUAACCCUUUUGCCAAAGGAUUCCGGGACUCUUCCAGGCUCACUGACAUUGAGAGGGAAAGUGUGGAGAGCCUCAUUCAAAAGCACUCCUAUGCCCGUUCACCUAUCCGUACUUACGGUGGAGAAGAGGAUAUACUGGGAGAUGAGGGUCAGACUACACAAAACCGAGGGUCAGCGUUUACAACGUCAGAUAAUUUGUCUCUUAGCUCCUGGGUAUCAUCUUCAUCCAGUUUCCCUGGAUUUCAGCACCCACAGUCUCUGACUGCUCUUGGUACCAGCACUGCAUCCAUAGCAACACCCAUUCCUCACCCCAUACAGGGUUCUCUGCCACCAUAUAGCCGGCUUGGGAUGCCUCUGACCCCAACUGCCAUUGCCAGCUCCAUGCAGGGAAGUGGCCCCACCUUUCCCUCAUUCCACAUGCCCCGGUACCAUCAUUACUUUCAGCAGGGCCCCUAUGCUGCUAUCCAAGGACUACGUCAUUCCUCUGCUGUGAUGACACCGUUUGUAUGACUCCUCUAGCAAUAGCAGAACCCAGAUCUAGAAUGUGCAGAUGAGUAUGAAACUGUAGGACAGGGUUGGAUAUGUGGGGUGUGGGGUGUUGGAGCAGGGGCUCUCCAGAAGACAUAGUACCUACUAAAGAGGAGAGCUGGGCUCACAACAGAACCUACUGCUGAGGUGGGCACCAUGGACGAGGAUGCAUCCAUAGUUGUGGGGUAGCUCUUGGGACUGAGAGAAUCAUCGUACAUUUCUUAGCCAGUGUAACUAAUAAGAUAAUUGAUUUACCCAGAAAGUUUAAUAAUACAAAGCGGAUAAAUCUUCAGGUGCAUUAUUCUCCAGUGGCUAAAAAACAAAAAUUCUAUCACUGCAGUAAUGUAUAAAAGCAGUAUGUAAAAAUCA
Messenger RNA from Erinaceus europaeus (western European hedgehog), 1858 nucleotides. It is a transcript of the gene TBX20, whose product is annotated as T-box transcription factor 20. Gene Ontology annotation, cellular component: nucleus. Gene Ontology annotation, molecular function: DNA-binding transcription factor activity, RNA polymerase II-specific; RNA polymerase II cis-regulatory region sequence-specific DNA binding. Gene Ontology annotation, biological process: heart looping; cell fate specification; positive regulation of DNA-templated transcription. The transcript has 8 exons. The coding region runs from base 128 to 1471 and encodes 447 amino acids. NCBI's taxonomy places the organism in Eukaryota, Metazoa, Chordata, Mammalia, Eulipotyphla, Erinaceidae. The record is from RefSeq and is a predicted model, not a curated record.